Messenger RNA from Actinia tenebrosa (Australian red waratah sea anemone), 2612 nucleotides. Its product is annotated as solute carrier family 53 member 1. The record is from RefSeq and is a predicted model, not a curated record. Gene Ontology annotation, biological process: cellular response to phosphate starvation; phosphate ion transport. Gene Ontology annotation, cellular component: cytoplasm; Golgi apparatus; plasma membrane. Gene Ontology annotation, molecular function: inositol hexakisphosphate binding; phosphate transmembrane transporter activity. Lineage: Eukaryota; Metazoa; Cnidaria; Anthozoa; Actiniaria; Actiniidae.
GACCUUUGUAUCCAAACAACUCGUUAUCUUCUCAUUGCUCGGGAGUUAUCUGUUAUUUUGAUGAAAUUAAAGAAAGCUUGGUCCGGGUGGUUGACUGAAGCUUGAAUUUCUCUAUUGUUCAUUUGGCUUCAACUUCUGCCCUUAAUCCACUCUUCUCAGUAUCAAUGCAGUCCGCUGAGUCAGUGUAUUUCUAGUGCGACCAGCUAUGCAUUUCAACGCUACCUUAACAGUAAUCCAUGCCUUGGACGACAGGAAAGAGAAAAGACUUUAUUUGAGGUAUUCUAAAGAAGACAAGAAGAAGAAAACUAAAGUGAAAGAGGAAAUCCAUGAAAGAUAUAAUGAGAAAAAUCCAGUUAAACAAGUCAAACCAGAAAAAGAUGGACAUAGGUCUAAGAAAGAACACUCUUUUUACCAGAUAUUUCGGCUUGGGUUGUUCGUUGGGAUGUGCAUCGUCUUAUUUACAGUUAUGAUUGUAGCAGCUAUCACGUCAGAGCGAGACAUCCAGUGGGAGCCAGCAUUUCGAAUGUACCGGGGCUUAUUUAUGUUUAUUCUGUCGUUCUUCCUCUUUGGUAUGAACAUCUGUGGAUGGAAAGCUGCAGGGAUUAACCAUGCUAAGAUUAUUGAACUCGACCAUGGACACCUUAGUGCUAUACAAAUUUUAGAGAAAGCCACAUUCUUUGCAGUUGUCUGGGGUAUUAGUGUAGUGUUAUUUAUCUUCUCUCAUCAAUUCGGCGUAUCAAGAUAUUUCCAUCCUUUGGCAUUGACGUGUUUUCUGAUUAUUUUCUUCGCGAAUACCCUGAAAGUCUCUCAUCGCAGCGCAAGGUUUUGGUUGAUACGAACACUGUGGCGCGUGCUGACAACACCAUUYCAUCCGGUUGGUUUUGCGGAUUUCUGGUUGGCAGAUCAGUUAAAUAGUUUGGUUGUAGCAAUUCUUGACAUGGAAUACAUCGCGUGUUACUACGCCUUGGAUUUCUAUUCUGUUCAAGAUAGAGCACGGUGCGGCAGUAAGUUGUACGGUAUUCGACCUCUUGUAGCCUGCUUACCGGCCUGGUGGCGGUUUUCACAGAGUUUACGGCGAUACAACGAUACCAAACAAAAGUUUCCACACUUAGCAAACGCUGGCAAAUAUUCAACUACGUUUUUUGUUGUGUUUUUCUCCACGAUUGUCACCACUCGAAAAGAGGAGACUGGAUCAACACAAUUAGACUUUUAUUUCUUCGGCUGGGUGGUGUCUGCAUUUGUUAGCACUUGUUAUACGUUUACUUGGGACAUUAAGAUGGACUGGGGAUUACUUCAAAGGGAAGACAAUUUACUUCGGACCAGACGAAUGUUUAAACAUAAGAGUUUCUACUAUUUUGGUAUGGUCAGCGAUCUCGUGCUUAGGUUUUCAUGGAUUCUAACCCUAUCAGUUGGUGAGGCAGGAUUGUUUAAUUCAGAGGUCUUAGUGGGGUUUUUAGCUGUCGUUGAAUUGUUUAGGAGGUUUAUUUGGAACUUCUUUCGUGUCGAAAAUGAACACAUUCAUCGGACAAAAUGCGUUGUUAUUGACCAUAACAUUGAAGAAUUACAAGAAUAUGAAGAAGAAGAAGAAGAAACCGGGUCUCAAAAUUGAAAUAGCUAUGACUUUCAUGAAAACAGAAUUAUUAGUGAAUUGCAGAAAAGAACAAAAAGGAAGGAGGAGAAAAAGAUGGAAAAAUUGUUAAUAAAAUAUUUAAUUAAUUUGUCAUCAUGAUUAGCGUGCUUGCAUCGAGUUUUGGUUGCACGCGGCAGAUUGUUUAGCCCCGGCUAAACGACGAAACAUGUUUUCUUAGAUGUCAGGAAUAAUCGCAAUUUCGUACACAGACCCUGCGUUUCUUCUGGCCUGCGGCGAAGAACAAGGGUUCUGGCAUAAUCCAUUUUUUAAGACCAGGAUUUCUUGGACUUGCGGUAUAAUAGUUCAUGUUCUAAAAGACUUGCCAAAAAUUAAAAAGUAUGUUCCUGAUUUCUAAUUUUUAUUUUGAUCGAAAAUAAACACAGAACUGUGUUUGAAAGCAUAAUUUUCAUUGAUAAUAUUUCACUUCCGGAAAACUGCGCAUGCGCCAAAAAAUGGAGUCCUCGUUCUUCGCCGCAGGCCAGAAGAUACGCAGGCUCUGGGUACGAGAUUGGAAUAAUCGGGAAACCUGUUUAUUCAAAACCGGUUUGCGCAUGCGCAUGUCCAAAUGUUUUGAAAAGAUCGAGCGAGCGUUGCUACGUAACGAACUUUUAGAAUAUCGACUUGCGUGGCUAAACAAAGAAACAUCGGGAAACAUUGUUUCCAUGCGUCUCGGAAGCAUGGAAUGUUUCUGCCGCACAGCAGAAACAUUCUUAUAGCGCGUCUUAAAAACAAAACUUGUUGUUUUUGUACGCAGCAAUGUUUUGCAUGUGGCUAAACUUGGAAACAUCAGGGGCACGUAGGCGGUAAACCUGUUUCUUGAAACACGUUUUCUCUUUUAGCCAGGGCCCGAGCGGAGUCGUACGAGGCGUAGCCGGGUGCGAAUCCUGUCUUCCUAAGUGAUCAAGCAUCCAACGAAGUCACUUGUAAUAAAAUCAUUAAAACAAAAAAUAAAUGAAUAAAUAAAUGCAAAAGUAGCCUCGAA